AAAUAAUCAUAAUCCAUAUAAAGAGGUCCAACCGCUGAAAAAAAAGUGUUAUAAAGACCAGCUAACCUGCCUUCAUAACCAGCCUACAGUCCGUGGUGCCGGUGUAACUAAAAAAUGUCAAGUGGAGACUUCCCUUUGAACAGUCUCGAGGAGUUGGAUGACUUCUCGGAUUCUGGCAGUGACUAUGAGGCCACGAUGAAAGCCACAAAGCGGAAAAAACAGGCAGCAACUAGACCUCAGCCACCUAAGAGACCCAGGCGUAAAGCUGCAUUGAGGGGGUCCAGCCCCGGUAGCAGCCCCAUUCCUCCCGGUCCCUCCCCGCAGCAGCAGCAGCACUCCCACGGGACAUCCAGGCAGAUCUCUCUUAGACCUGUGACCAGGGUGAACGAGGUGACACGGGGCAUCAGUGCGGAGGAUAUCUACGAUGCUGUCCGCUCUGGAAAGAGUGCCAUGGUGACAGUGGUGGACGAGUGGCUGGACAGCUACAAGCGAAGCCGGGAGGCGGGGCUGCUGGUGCUCAUCAACUUCAUUGUUCAGUCCUGCGGAUGCAAAGGUGUGGUCAGCAGAGAGAUGUUGGACAGCAUGCAGAAUGCUGACAUCAUUAGCAAACUCACCAAAGAGUUCAAUGAGGAUUCAGCGAUCUACCCUCUGUGCGCUCCAGGCCCCCAGCUGAGGCGUUUCAAAGCCGGCCUGUUCGAGUUUGUGCGGGUUCUGGUGCGCUCCUGUCGGAAUAGCCUCAUUUAUGAUGAGUACCUCUUCCCCUCGCUGCUGGCUCUGCUCACCGGUCUGUCUGACUCUCAGGUCAGAGCCUUCAGACACACCAGCACCCUGCUUGCCAUGAAGUUGAUGACUGAGCUGGUGGAAGUAGCUGUGAUAGUGUCUGUUCAGCUGCAGACCACCCAGCGGCGAUAUGACACGGAGAACAGCAAGAGGGCGCAUGACAGAGCCUCUGACAGACUGGAGGAGCUGCAGGCCACCAUCAGUGAGCUGCAGGAGAACAGGGAGGAGAUAUCCUCCAUGAUGAGCGCCACGUUCCGUGGUGUGUUUGUGCACCGUUAUCGUGACAGGAUAGCUGACAUCCGGGCGGUGUGCAUUGAGGAGAUGGGCAAGUGGCUGAAAAUGGACCCUGAAGACUACCUGAAUGAUGGAUGUCUUAAAUACCUGGGGUGGACCCUGCAUGACAAGAAAAGUCCAGUGCGUCUGCAGUGUGUGUGUGCCCUGCAGGGUCUGUAUGAAGAGAAGGAAUUCAUUGGCCGCCUGGAGCUUUUCACCAGCAGAUUUAAAGAGAGGAUGCUCAACAUGGUGCUGGACAAGAACCCAGAUGUGGCAGUGGCAGUGGUCAAUCUGUUGCUGCUGAUCCAACAGACAGAGGAAGGUCUGAGCGAGGAGGAGUGCGGCCACAUCUAUCCCGUGGUUUACGCUUCAAACAGAAGCCUUGCAUCAGCAGCCGGCGUCUUCCUUUAUCACAAGAUGAAAACUCUGAGUGCCAAAGUCAAACAGAAGAAUGAUAAGAAUGGAAAUGCAGCCUUCUUAGAAAUCCUCAUCUCCUUCUUCAUCCAGAGUGAGUUCCCUGACCAUGGGGCGUACCUGGUGGACAGUCUGUGGGGUGUGGCAGGAUCUGAGCUCAGAGACUGGGAGACCAUGACGGCGCUGCUGCUGCGGCAGGCUGGUGAGGAACAAGGUCUGAUGUAUGAGGAGGAGGGGGUUCUCAUAGAGCUGAUGAUGUGCGCCAUUAGACAGGCAGCGCAGGCGACCCCACCUGUUGGGAGAACUCAAAACAAGAAGAUCCUGACUAUGAAGGAUAAGAAGGUCCAGGAACAAGACAGGAGACGAAUCACCACGCACUUCAUCCCCCUCCUGCCUCAGCUGCUGGCCAAGUACUCAGCAGAUGCAGGGAAGGUGAGCCUCCUUCUCAAAGCUCCCCUCUACUUUGACCUGGAGAUGUAUAACAGCGCUCCGCGACUGGAGAAGGAUCUGGACCUGCUGCUGUCUCAGAUAUGUGGUAUUGUGGAGAAGCACACAGAGGACACUGUGCUGGACGCUUGCACCAACCUGGCCAGCACGCUUUGCUCCGACAGCUACACCUUCUCCUCCCGUGCACACCUGGUAUUCAGCCAGCUGCUGGACGGACUGACCGAGUGCUUCAGCACCUACUUAAGUGACCUGCUGCAGGGUACUGCAGAUGAAGAUGACGUAUACAGUGCAGCCACUGCUUUGAAACGGAUUGCAGCCCUGAGCAGCGCCAAGGAACCGACAGGCUGGAAGCUGUUCGACCCCUGUGUGGAGCUUCUGAAGAGCAGGAUCGAGGCCAGAGAGCUCAACAAGGAGCUCAUGGUGUCGGCUCUGAGGUGUGCUGCGUUGUACCUGAUGUCUGCUAAAGUGAACGCAGUCAGCUUCACACCAGCUGAGGGGCAGUUGAUCCGUCUGAAGAAGGAGAUGCGUUCGUUCUGCAGAGUCUGUCAGUCCUGUCUGUCUGUGAACCAGCCUGAGAUCAGAGAUCAGGCAUUUGUGCUGUUGUGUGACCUGCUGAUCUUGUACAAUAAAAAUUCAGCCCUCUCUGAACCCGCCCUCCAAACACUGGUCCACCUGCCGUCUGAUUCCCUACGAUCUGAGAUGGCUGCUUACGUCCUGGACUACAUCUUCUCUGACACUGAAGAUACUGAGCUUGAUGUUGAGGGUGAGGAGGAGAUGAGGAUGACUCUUCUCCAGAGGAAGCGCAACCAGCUGGCUGGUUACUGUAAGCUGGUCAUCUACGGGGUGCUGGACCUCAUCGCUCUCACCGACGUCUUCAAGCACUACAGCAAGUACUUUAAAUAUUUUGGCGACAUCAUUAAAGAAACAAUAAGCAAAAGCAAGCUCAUCAGUCCCGUGCUGAGCGCCAAGACCGUCUGCCUGAGUCUGCAGCAGCUGUUCUCAGAGAUGCUUAUGGAGGACCACAGCAGGCAGGAUCUGAGGGAGAUCAGAGACUUGGCUAAGAGGCUUGCCAUGAGCUUUGGCAUCGAUCUGCACCGAGUCCGCAAACCUCUUGUGGCCCUGCACAUGGACGGUGUGCGCUUUGCAUUUAAGGACCCACAGGAGGGAGAAGAGCAGCACACAAAUGUGGCCUUCCUGGAGAUCCUCAGCGAGUUCAGUUUCAAGCUGCUGCAACAGGACCGCGCCCAGCUGGCUGCAUUUCUGAAAUCAGAGUGUCCCGGUGCUGCCCUCUCCUGUCCGUCAGUCAGAAUGUAUCAGCGCUCCUUGGUGGUCCGCUCCUCCUCUAAAGCCAGAGCACAGGAGGAGGGAGGUGAAGCUGCGGCCUCAUAUAAUACACCUGCGGCUAAACGCAGGAGGACCACUGCUCAGAGUUCGGUGGCCAGCACGGUCAGAGGGUCGUGGCUGGACAGCAGCAGCAUCCACAGCAACACGCCAGUCCUCACCUCCACUGUCCAGAGGCAGCCCGCCAAGCAGCUCGCCCCCAGGAAACCCACAGCCGCAGAGGCUGAUAUCGGCAGCGGCUUAACUGAGCUGGAGUCAGAAGAUGAGUUUUCCUCAGGCUCUCCGGUGAGAAAAGUGAAGCCCACCGCUCGAAAUCAGCUCCCCUCCAGUGAGUCCAGCCCCACUGUGGAUCAGCAGGACCUGGACUCCCACCUCACCUUACUUUCUCUGAUCGAAGACGGAGACGCAGGAAGAGAGGAGCCUGAGAUUGAGGAUUAUGAAAGCGACUCUGAACAUGAAUCUGCAUAUACACUGCCCUCCACACGUCACACCUCCGCCAGCAUCCUUGAUGAGCUCUUUGACUGAGGGCACAGUGACCUGCAUCGCCUGCAGAACAACAUUUACGUUUCAAAAAUGUCUUCAACACUGCUGCGUUUCCAGUGGUUUCAGUACAUCUGAGUGUAUUAAUGUUCCUCUAAAUGAUCCCUCGCUGAGUUCACCGAUCAGAUCUAUAUUAAUUUUGUUGGAGGGGAAGACAAAGGCAAAAAUUAUUAUUAUGAAUACAAGCAUGGGGACAAUAGUUUUUGCAAUUCACUUUUACGACUGUUUAUGUUUCAAACACAAAAUGUUGAAUAGAAAAGAAGUUCAGUUAGAUCCCUGAAGGC
Plectropomus leopardus (leopard coralgrouper) is the source of this 4079-nucleotide messenger RNA. It is a transcript of the gene stag3, whose product is annotated as STAG3 cohesin complex component. Lineage: Eukaryota; Metazoa; Chordata; Actinopteri; Perciformes; Serranidae. The record is from RefSeq and is a predicted model, not a curated record. Gene Ontology annotation, biological process: sister chromatid cohesion. Gene Ontology annotation, cellular component: chromatin; cohesin complex; nucleus. Gene Ontology annotation, molecular function: chromatin binding.